CUUGAGCCGAGCUGCUCUGCAAUUGCAGCAAGAGAGGUAUAGGGCUGAGGCGUGUUGGGAAUUACAGACAGGCGAUCGCACAGAAAAGACACACAGAGGUAGUCGUGAGCAUAGAGCCCUUGACAACAAAUAGGUGUCCCUAGUUAAAGGUCUCCACAGAAGGCUGUGAGCAGAAGAAGGGGCCCACCCGGAAUCAGAACAACCCUUACUGGCCCAGAGCAGCCAUGGAGGACAAGAAUGACAGAAGAGAGUCUCCACUUCAGAUAUCUUCAGGAUCCCCUUCUCUCAUGACCCCAGGUACCCCUGGGAGCCCCCAGACACCCUCUGAGCCAUGUGACCUUGGUGAUUCUCUGCCCCGGACACCCCGAUUGGACAGUCACUCCGAAGAAGAAGAUGGUGCUGGGGUAGGUGGUACCCAGGGCAGGGUUCACCAAGGUUCCAGAACCCAGAGCCCAGAGGGCGGCUCCGUGGAGGCUGUGUUGGGCCGGAAAAAGCACCGUCGGAGGCCAUCCAAGCGCAAGCGCCACUGGCGUCCCUACCUGGAGCUGAGCUGGGCAGAGAAGCAGCAGCGGGAUGAGUGGCAGGGCCAGAGGGCCUCCCGGGUCCGCGAGGAGAUGUUCGCCAAAGGCCAGCCCGUGGCCCCCUACAACACCACGCAGUUCCUCAUGAACGACCGAGACCCCGAGGAGCCCAACCUCGACGUGCCUCACGGGGCCUCGUACCCCGGCUCCGGCGGGGACAGUGAGGUGGGGGACAGUGAUGGGCACGGCCAGGCCCACGGCGAGUUCCAGCAGAGGGAUUUCUCCGAGGCCUAUGAGCGCUACCACACCGAGAGCCUGCAGGGCCGCAGCAAGCAGGAGCUGGUGCGUGACUACCUGGAGCUGGAGCGGCGGCUGUCACAGGCCGAGGAGGAGACCCGCAGGCUGCAGCAGCUGCGGGGCACCGCCAGCCGGCAACCCUGCCGACAGGUGGAAGAGCUCGCUGCCGAGGUGGAGCGGCUGCGAACGGAGAACCAGCGGCUGCGGCAGGAGAACGAGAUGUGGAACCGAGAGAACAACUGCCUGGAAGGAGAGCCCGGCACCUAGGGGCCCCCUUCAGCCCAAUGGACCCAAGAAGGUUCCCUUUCCUGCACGCUUCAGCCUCUCAAGGAGGCAGGUAGCAGGUGAAAAUCACUCUUACCCCCUGCACCCCAGAAGACGUCGAUUGCUUCCGAAUUCCAUGUUGUCAUCUCCACAGUUAGUGCUUCCAAGGCCAUCUGGAUUCUCUCCCCAAUCCCCUAAAA
Suncus etruscus (white-toothed pygmy shrew) is the source of this 1282-nucleotide messenger RNA. RefSeq names its product HEXIM P-TEFb complex subunit 2 (gene HEXIM2). Gene Ontology annotation, cellular component: nucleus; cytoplasm; nucleoplasm. Gene Ontology annotation, molecular function: 7SK snRNA binding; cyclin-dependent protein serine/threonine kinase inhibitor activity. Bases 225 to 1085 code for a protein of 286 amino acids. The record is from RefSeq and is a predicted model, not a curated record. NCBI's taxonomy places the organism in Eukaryota, Metazoa, Chordata, Mammalia, Eulipotyphla, Soricidae. Gene Ontology annotation, biological process: negative regulation of transcription by RNA polymerase II; negative regulation of cyclin-dependent protein serine/threonine kinase activity. The transcript is spliced from 4 exons.